Molecule: messenger RNA, 4911 nt
Organism: Salmo salar (Atlantic salmon)
Lineage: Eukaryota; Metazoa; Chordata; Actinopteri; Salmoniformes; Salmonidae
Source: RefSeq, a predicted model, not a curated record
CAUUACGCCGCAAAAUGUUUCAUAAACACAAGAAAACUAAACGAAACGGGGAGGGUCCUUACCUGAAGUCGUCCAAUAGAAAAUGGGCUUGCUCUGUUUGUGUCGGUAAACGGUUUCCGUAAUGAAUUCCGCCCCUUGUCCUGUGCUCUUCGGUAGGAUAUGGAAACAUGGCGAGCGUCGAAAUAGCAGCGGAACACGAACGCAUCCUACGGGAGAUAGAAAGCACAGACACGAACUGUAUCGGACCGACACUCCGGUCUGUGUAUGACGGCCAGGAACAUGGCUUGUUUAUGGUGAAGCUGGACGGGAGGAUUCGUAACCAUGACAGAGACAUCGAAAAGAUGUGUAACCACCAUUUCCAAGGCUUCGUUGACUCCAUCACUGAACUACUCAAAGUCAGGGGAGAAGCACAGAAACUCAAGAGUCAGGUGACUGAGACCAACCAACGUCUCCAGGACGAUGGGAAAGGGCUGUUAACCUGUAUGGAUGAGUUGAGACUGUGUCGCCUGCAACAGAGAAACAUCGCCACAUCCAUCGACAAGUUCACACACUGCCUACCAGUGUUGGAGAUGUACAACAAACUACAGGAACAGAUGACUCAAAAAAGGUACUACCCGGCGCUGCGGACUCUAGAGCAGCUGGAACAGACGUGUCUCCCCAGAGCGGGCAAGUACAGGUUCUGUUCCAUCAUGUCUGACAAUAUCCCCAGACUGAGGACCCUCAUCAGAGACACAGCCAUGUCUCAACUCAAAGACUUCCUGGAGUCUAUUCGGAAACACAGCGAAAAGAUAGGAGAGACCGCUAUGAAACAGGCCCAGGUCCAGCGCUCUCUGGACAGCGCUGUGUCACUCCAACAGAGAGCUGCGGUUGGUCGACGGCUGAGGAAGGAGGCGGGACUAGGCGCGGGGACUGACAUUGACGGACAGGGCAGCAGCCCAAUGUCUGAACAAGACUCUGGAGUACUGGAUGUAGAGGAUGAGGAGGAUGAAGAUGAGGUACCAGGCGCCCAGGAGUUGGUAGACUUCUCUCCAGUGUACCGAUGCCUCCACAUCUAUACCGUUCUGGGUUCCCGGGAGCAGUUUGAGAACUACUACAGGAAUCAGAGAAGGAAACAGGCUCGCCUCGUACUGCAACCCCACUCUAACAUGCACGAAAGCUUGGAAGGAUACAGGAGGUACUUCAAUCAAAUAGUAGGGUUCUUUGUGGUGGAGGACCAUAUUCUCCACACUACCCAGGGCUUGGUGAACAGGGCCUAUGUAGAAGAGCUGUGGGAGCUCGCACUGUCCAAGACCAUCGCUGCCCUGCGCACACACUCCUCGUACUGCACUGACCCAGACCUGGUGUUGGACCUGAAGAAUCUCAUUGUGCUGCUGGCAGACACACUGCAGGGCUAUGGGUUCCCAGUGUCUCAGCUGUUUGAUAUGAUGUUUGAGAUGAGAGAGCAGUAUGGAGAGAUAUUACUGAAGAAAUGGAGCCUCACGUUCAGGCAGGUGUUGGAUCAGGAUAACUUUAGUCCCAUCCCCGUGGCGACAGAGGAGGAAUACAGACAGUUCACUUCCCAGUUCCCCUUCCAAGAUCCUGAACUGGACAAGCUUCCCUUCCCUAAGAAGCUUCCGUUCUCUGAGUUUGUUCCACAAGUCUACUCUCAGCUCAAAGAGUUCAUCUACGCCUGCCUCAAGUAUUAUGAAGACCUGCACCUCAGCUCUACAGAGAUCGAUGAUGUCAUCCGUAAGUCCACCAACCUGCUGUUAACCAGAACGCUCAGUAACUGUCUACAGUAUGCAAUGAAGAAGAAGAACGUAGGACUGGCUGAGCUGGUUCAGGUGAUCAUCAACACGACCCAGCUGGAAGCAUCAUGUGUUUACCUGGAGGAGUUCAUCUCCAACAUCACUAAUGUUCCCCCCGAUACCGCCAACGCUACCAAGCUCUACGGGACGUCCACGUUUAAGGAUGCGAGACAUGCAGCAGAAGAGGAGAUCUACACCAAUCUAAAUGCUAAGAUAGACCAGUUCCUUCAGCUGGCAGACUACGAUUGGACAGCAGCCCAGGGGGGCGGGGCUCCGAGCGACUACCUGAGUGACCUCAUCGCCUUCCUCUGUUCCACCUUCUCUGUCUUCACACACCUGCCGGGUAGUGCCAUAGAACACGCUAGACUGCCGGGUAAAGUAGCCCAGACAGCCUGUAUGUCUGCCUGUAAGCAUCUCUCUACCUCUCUGCUCCAGCUACUGCUGGAGACAGACGUCAGACAGGUUUCUAUGGGAGCUCUGCAGCAGUUCAACACAGACGUCAAGGAGUGUGAGAGGUUUGCCAGAGCGGGGCCGGUCCCCGGCUUCCAAGGAGACACGCUGCUGCUCGCCUUCUCUGAUUUGAGACAAUUGUUAGAUCUGUUUACCCAGUGGGACUGGUCUAGCUAUCUAGCUGACUAUGGAAGACCCACCUGCAAAUACCUGAGAGUCAACCCUCACACAGCCCUAGCACUGCUGGAAAAGAUUUCUCGAUUGAUGAAAGACACCAGUCGUAAGAACAACAUGUUUGCUCAGUUCAGGAAGAACGAGAGAGACAAACAGAAACUCAUCGACACCGUGGUCAAACAGCUACGCAACCUCAUCUCCGCCCACCAGACCUGAAUGGAGCAACGCUAUUGGUCAACGAACAUCACCAGACCUGAAUGGAGGGAUCCUAUUAGCCAAGGAACCUCCACCUUGCAAUCCGAUUGGUUACUGCAACCUCAUCUCCGCCCACCAGACCUGAAUGAAAAUAUAUAAUUGGUCAAGUAAUACCACCAGGACUAAAACAAGCCAUCCUAUUGGUUACUGCAACCUCAAUAUCUGCCCACUAGACCUGAAUGGAGAAAUCUCAUUAGCCAAGGAAUCUUAUCUCCGCCCACCAGACCUGAACCCAUACAUCCUAUUGGCCAACGAGCUUCAACCUUACAAUCCUGUUGGCUAAGGAACAUCAGUCUCCGCCCACCAGACCUGAACCCAACCAUCCUAUUGGCCAACGAGCUUCAACCUUGCAAUCCUGUUGGCUAAGGAACAUCAGUCUCCGCCCACCAGACCUGAACCCGACCAUGCUAUUGGUUGAGGAAACAUGAUACACAGCCCCUCUAGCCUCUGUCUCUACCAUGUCUUCCAGUGUUUACCGGUGGAUUUCAUUUUGGGGUUUAUUUGACAUGAAAAUGUUAUAUUUUGUCUCUUAAGUGUCUACGAACACCGUUUUGUACUGUGUCAAAAAGAUUCAAGUCAAAUAAUAGUAUUUGAUGCGCGUGACGAAGUGCUCUAGUCAAGUUAGUGUGUUGAUGCUACUGGAACACAACUUACCACGAGGUUAAUAACUGUUGUUUUGAACAUACUUCUUAACAGUCCCUAUGCAGCCAAGGAGAACGGGGGUGAAUCCUGACCUUUAGAAAGAAAACCCUAAGGAAGGAGAGAGAAAGAUGGAGGAGAGAAGGAUCCUCACUGUUAUAUUUUACUGCUCACCAAGGAAAGCCCUAGUCUUCCACAUGCCUGUGUGUGUGUGUGUGUGUGUGUGUGUGUGUGUGUGUGUGUGUGUGUGUGUGUGUGUGUGUGUGUGUGUGUGUGUGUGUGUGUGUGGAAAUAGAGUAUGCAGAUUUGAAUAAUCAGACAAGUCAGUCAAAGCACAGUGCUCAUUCUGUAGUCCUUAGCAUGUUUGUGCAUCUCAGCGUGUGUGUGUGCCGCAUGCCACCGUACCUAACAUAAAGGGACAUGUAGAUUAAAAGGAAAUUAAAUGUGUGUGUUUUUUUUUUCCGCAGGUGGAGAGUGUUGUGCCUUGUCUUGUUUUUAUACCAGUGGAUGAUGGGGGUUGUGGGAGUUUGCCUUUGUCUGCAUGUGUGUGUGUCUGUCUGUCAGGUUCAGUUAUUUGCUCGUCCAGUCCAGAGUCCUGGUACCAAUGAUUUAUAUGACGGGGGGGGCGCCGUGUUGAAGCCACUGUAUCUAUAUCUUGACACUCCCUCACCGUUGUUAAAAGUAUUUUGGAAGCUAUAUAAAUGAAUGUAUUCAUGUCUACACUAGUUUAUCCUAUUACAGAUAAACAUUUAAAAAUAAUUGUAAAAAAGAAAUACACUGAGAAUAUCAAACAUUAGGAAAACCGUCCUGAUAUUGAGUUGCAGCCGUCCGUCCGUCCGUCCUCAGAACAGCCUCAGUUCGUCGGGGCGUGGACUCCCACAGUUGCCUGGAUGUCCUUUGGGUGGUGAUUCUUGAUACACACAGGAAACUGUUGAGUGUGGGAGAAAAAAAUCCAGCAGCGUUGCAGUUCUUGACACAAACAUGGCACCUACUACCAUACCCCUGUUCAAAGGCACUUUAAAUAUUUUGUCUUGCCCCUUCACCCUCUGAAUGGCACACAAACACAAUCCACGUCUCAAGGCUUAAAAGUCCUUCUUUAAACCGUCUCCUCCUCUUCAUCUACACUGAUCGAAGUGGGUUUAACGAGUGACAUCAAUAAGGGAUCAUAUCUUUCACCUGGUCAGUCGGUCAUGGAAAGAGCCGUUUCUGUUUUGUUUACUCAGUGUAUAUGAAAACAUUUUCCUUAAAGUAUCAUUUUAUGUUACUCUCCCCACUAGAACAACAGCAACAUACUUAAAUACAUGUCAUUUUGUCCUUGAAACGCUGUAGAAUUCCAUUCAUUCCUAUGGAGAGGACUGCUUCUUUUAGGGAGUUCCUAUAUGGCUGACCGGUGGCUUCAUAGCAUCUGCAAUCCGGGGUUUAUAUAAAUCAUUGGUAUGUACCCAGACAUGUUUUGUAUGUUAAACUUUAUUGAUUCGUUUUUCUGAGACAGAAGCACUGUACAGCCUUGUAUUAUUAAAAGCCACUAAUGAUGAUCCUAUGUUACUAAUAAAGAUAUUACAAUUACCAACCAAUACUUAAUAAAACAAACAAACCGACUACUGAA